Molecule: messenger RNA, 3448 nt
Organism: Tupaia belangeri chinensis (Chinese tree shrew)
Lineage: Eukaryota; Metazoa; Chordata; Mammalia; Scandentia; Tupaiidae
Gene: LENG8
Product: leukocyte receptor cluster member 8
Exons: 14
Coding region: 317-2935 (872 amino acids)
Cellular component (GO): nucleus
Source: RefSeq, a predicted model, not a curated record
GGAAGUGCCUUCGGGCUUUCCUGGGUCCCAGCUCUUCAUUUUGCACCUGGAGCCCUAUGGGGCAGCCGAGGGCCACCCUCACACUCUGACCUGUUACUUCACACCGGAAUGCCCUCGACAGUCUUUCCUGCAGCGGCUCCUUCUGUCUCAAACGCCUUUCUUCUGCCUGGCUUCUCGUGAGCUCUUCUGCUUUUCUUCCCCACCUCGUGGCCGGUUUCUUGCUCCUUUUGGAGUUUCCCUAACCCUUUCUUUUUCUCACAGACAGUCAGAAAGCAGUCUGGCUCCCGAGGCCCACCCCUUACACCCCAAGGUCCAGAUGGCGGCCAACGUGGGUGAUCAACGCAGCACGGAUUGGUCCUCUCAGUACAGCAUGGUGGCUGGGGCAGGCAGAGAGAAUGGCAUUGAGACCCCCAUGCACGAGAACCCAGAGUGGGAGAAAGCCCGCCAGGCCCUGGCCAGCAUCAGUAAAGCAGGAGCCGCUGGCAGCUCCAAGGCCAGCAGCAAUGGGCCGGUCACCAGUGCACAGUACGUGUCGCAGGCGGAAGCCUCAGCCCUGCAGCAGCAGCAGUACUACCAGUGGUACCAGCAGUACAACUACGCCUACCCCUACGGCUACUAUUACCCCAUGCAGAGUGUGUACCAGAGCUACGGCUCCCCCUCCCAGUACGGGAUGACUGGCUCCUAUGGCUCCUCUGCAGCCCAGCAGCCCUCAGCCCCCCAGCACCAGGGAACUCUGAACCAGCCCCCUGUCCCCGGCAUGGAAGAGGGCAUGGCCUACCAGGCCGCCCCUCAGCAGUUGCCAGCAGCCCAGCCCCCUCAGCCUUCAAACCCCCAACAUGGGGCUCACACUCUGAACAGUGGCCCCCAGCCUGGCACGGCCCCAGCCACUCAGCACAGCCAGGGGGGCCCGGCCGCAGGCCAGGCCUAUGGGCCGCACACCUACACAGAGCCUGCCAAGCCCAAGAAGGGGCAGCAGCUGUGGAGCCGCAUGAAGCCGGCCCCUGGGACUGGAGGUCUGAAGUUCAACAUUCAGAAGCGGCCCUUUGCUGUCACCACUCAGAGCUUCGGCUCUAACACGGAGGGCCAGCAUAGUGGCUUCGGCCCCCAGCCCAACCCCGAGAAAGCCCAGAACCACAGUGGGCCUUCUGCCCGGGGAGGCCUGUCGGGGAAGCCGGAUGACUGGCCGCAGGACAUGAAGGAGUAUGUGGAGCGCUGCUUCACCGCCUGCGAGUCGGAGGAGGACAAGGACCGGACCGAGAAGCUGCUCAAGGAGGUGCUGCAGGCCCGACUGCAGGACGGCUCGGCCUACACCAUCGACUGGAGCCGGGAGCCUCUGCCAGGGCUGGCCCGGGAGCCUGUGGCUGAGAGCCCUAAGAAGAAGCGAUGGGAGGCCCCCGGCAGCCUUCACCCUCCGCGGGGGGCUGGCUCGGCAGCCAGGGGCGGGAGUGCUCAGUCCCAGCGAGGGACUCCGGGGGCUGGGGGUGCUGGCCGAGCGCGGGGCAGCAGCUUCACCAAGUUUGGUAACCGCAACGUCUUCAUGAAGGACAACAGCUCUUCCUCCAGCACAGACUCGCGCUCCCGCUCCUCUUCCAGGUCCCCAACGCGCCACUUCCGCAGAAGUGACUCGCACACAGAUUCCGACAGCUCCUAUUCGGGGAGUGAGUGCCACCCUGUGGGCCGCCGGAAUCCGCCCCCCAAGGGCCGUGGUGGCCGAGGGGCCCACAUGGAUCGGGGCCGAGGCAGGGCACAGCGGGGGAAGAGGCACGACCUUGCCCCCACCAAGCGCAGUCGCAAAAAGAUGGCAGCACUGGAGUGUGAGGACCCAGAGCGGGAGCUGAAGAAGCAGAAGCGGGCAGCCCGCUUCCAGCACGGGCACUCACGCCGCCUGCGCCUGGAGCCCCUGGUGCUGCAGGUGGGCGGCCUGGAGAGCAGUGGGGCCGACCCGGACUGGCAUGAGCUGCAGAUUGUGGGCACCUGCCCCGACGUCACCAAGCACUACCUGCGCCUCACCUGCGCCCCUGACCCUUCCACCGUGCGUCCUGUGGCAGUGUUGAAGAAGUCCCUGUGCAUGGUCAAGUCGCACUGGCAGGAGAAGCAGGACUACGCCUUUGCCUGUGAGCAGAUGAAGUCCAUCCGGCAGGACCUGACGGUGCAAGGCGUCCGCACGGAGUUCACGGUGGAGGUGUACGAGACCCACGCCCGCAUUGCCCUGGAGAAGGGCGACCACGAAGAGUUCAACCAGUGUCAGACGCAGCUCAAGUCACUGUACGCCGAGAACUUGCCGGGCAACGUAGGCGAGUUCACCGCCUACCGGAUCCUCUACUACAUCUUCACCAAGAACUCGGGAGACAUCACCACGGAGCUCGCGUACCUCACCCGGGAGCUGAAGGCAGACCCCUGUGUGGCCCACGCCUUGGCGCUAAGGGCAGCCUGGGCUCUGGGCAACUACCACCGUUUUUUCCGGCUCUACUGCCAUGCACCCUGUAUGUCUGGCUACCUCGUGGACAAGUUUGCAGAUCGGGAGCGCAAGGCUGCCCUCAAGGCCAUGAUAAAAACGUAUGUGGCGCUGAGCUCCCCUGCCCUCUGCCGCUGGCUGCUGUCUGGGCUCCUGCCACUCCUGCCAGCAGGCUGCUUCCCCGCUGGCACGGCUCACCCUGCCCCUCCUUCCUCCUUCCUCCAGUUGGCCCUCCCCACUCCUGUCCCUCCUGCAGUCCUCCUCAGCCAGCCUCUGUUCAGGCCCAGGGGCCUCCGGCUCCCUGUUACCCCUCCCCCUCCUGGUGUCCUCCAGCACCUGGUGCCUGCGCCCUUCUUGGGCUCCUGGCUCCCAUUCUCCCUUCUCAAGCCCUCUGCGCGCCUCUGUCCGCUCCACAUGGGGCUCCCUCUGUGGAGAGAAAGUAGGAAAGACGGUCCCUGCACCUGCCUGUUUCACACCUAGUGGUAGCGGGCACGACCGCGUCCCCAGCCGGCUCCUUCGAAGAGCUGGCAGUGUAGAGGGAAACAGCCGGGCUGGGGCGCUGAGCCUUGCUGACCGUGCCCUGCACUCGCCAGACGUGCUGAGUAGGGACGAGGUGUCUGGCUCGUGGCGAGACUGGUCCCCAGGGCACAUCAGUCAGUGUCAGAUGCAGUUGGUUGUCGCAGCGAGGGCACACCUGGCAUCUGGUGGGGGGAGCCAAGGAUGCUGCUUGGUACCCUGCAGUGCACGAGGUGGCCCAUGCUGACCAUCUUGUCUCAAGGUCAGUGUCGCUGAGGUUCAGAAAACCUGGCCAGGGCAGUCGGUUGGAAUGCCGGAGGGGCUGUGAGUUCCAGCCAACUAGGCUGACUUUUCUCUGGUCUUCUCAGGAAGACAGUAGGGAGCCGUCGAUGGUUUGGAGCUGGGAAGGAUGGCCAGCCCGAGGUUAGGAAACUCACGCUUGGAUUUAGUUUGUGUCAAGCAGGCUUCAGGGCAGGU